CCGCGCGACCGAGCCGACAUUGCGUCGGAUUUGGGCGGGUAUAGUCAGUCCUAGAGCUUGUCAGUUAUAUAUUUUGACGCUAAAAUUGAACAACUCAGAUGGUGGUUCUUCCCCAACACUCGGUUUUGGACUGUUCAAGUAUUGCUCCGGAGUAGUGUCUUUUAUCUGAUAUGACAGAUUCCGGUUUGCUUUUAUCGUUAUGCCGGAAGCUUGGUCAUGGCUUGGAGGAAGUUCGUAAGCGUGCUCUUGACUCUAUCCUAUUAAAACUUGACCGAGGAUUCAUAAAAAUUUCAGAACUCUCUAGCAACAAGGAUUUCUUAGUGAAAUUGCUAGAAUGGUUUGGUUUGCAGCCUUGCCCCUCUCAAGAGGAGGUUCUCAGCCUGAUUUUGAGGAUUCUCAAAGAGAAAGAAUCCGAACACCUUGUUGCUCAAAUAGGAGCACAACGGAUGAUCUUGGCUCUCAACACAAUACGUGAAAAUCUCCCGUCAGAACUUUGUCCUCUCCUUGAUGACAUUGUUGGUGUUGUUCAAAGAGCUCAAAUUAUACAAACUGAAAGGGAAGUUGAAACAUGUUCUUAUAAACAACCAAGCAAUAAAUUACCAGAUGAUGGUUUACAUACUACCAGUAGUCAGGGUGCCUGCCUCCUGGAUGCUUCACUUGAGAAAGCUCUGCAAGAGAACUUCACUUUGCAUGACUCCACUGAAAGUUUCAAGGUUCAGGAUCAGUUUGAGGUCAUCUCUAGCAACGUUUUGAACAAUAUUUUACUCCCGUGGCAGCCCUUAAUAUCUACAGAUCGGCAUGUGCUUUUAGCGGUAGAAAGCUCCUUAACUGACCCAGUCGACCGUUUGCAACUGUUGAAUUCAUGCUCUUUCAUUACUGAUGUCAUGAUGAGAGAUUUUCCCCCAGAAGUUUUUUUGCAGAGACCUGAUAUAAUUACGACAUUUAUGCGGCGGUUGAAAUCAUGUUUAUGUUCGGAUGAUUAUCAAUUAGCAAGUUUAAUUAUUACUUGCCUUUUAACUCUCACAAAUGCCCUGCUUCAACAACUCCAAUGUUAUCGAGAUCCCAAUAUGUCAAACUUAAAACAAGAGAUUCUUUUGCAUUAUGAUGAAGACACUGCAUCUCAAAUAUCAGCUGAGUCUUUGCUCUCCAACAUUGAAAACCAAGGCAAUGUUGAAGGGCUCAGCAAAACAGCAGGCUGGAACUACAUCGGUAAAAUGUCAGAACUACAAGACUCAUCCAUUUCGACCCAGCCAUCUGCUUCACCUUCAAAUAAGAGUAAUGAGGGAUCGCAUUACAGUGAAACACAUAUCCCCACCAAUAGCGUCACGAAUGAAGAGUCUUCAUUGCUUCGGCUCCAACAGUGCAGCAUACCUCAAUUCUGUCUUCUUGCAAUGUGUCACGUCCUUCCUCAUGUUGAUACACAAUCUGAAAGCACUACAUUGCUUUUUAAACUGAGCAGAUUGUUGACUAACUGUGUCACCCCUCAAAUCUGGCUUGCUCCAGCUACUGACCUAAUGGCAACGGAUAUUGCUACACAUUUAUAUGAAAUGCUAGAAAUGCUGGGUGGUGUCUUACAGCAAGAUCGAUCACAAAUUGAAAGCCGUUUGACCCAUCUUCAGUUACUUGCAAUUUCACGUCAGCUCCUACUUCAUCUUGUACCUUUAGAAAUUGCUGAUCGUUGUUUACCUAGGCAAAUGAAAUCAGCAUUAUGUUCUGUUUUGUUCGAUGGUCCACUUUAUUGCUUUUAUCCAAUACUUCAUGCUGAUUUAAGACAAUAUACUCAGACGUUCAGAAAUGUUCGAGAUGUGGACAGCAUUAAGUUAUUCGAAAGUACACUGGUUGUGGCAGAAUCUCUUAAAAGUGCUGCUGAGCUACUUCAACAGCAAAAUGUAGAAGAUGGCUCAAAAUUUGUUUUGAAUACAGAGUAUGCUUUGACCUCACUAUCAUUCCACCAAGAUUAUAGGUUCAUACCACUGAUAUUAAAUGGCUGCUCCAAAUACUAUAAUAGGUGGCAUUUAACUGAGACUGAGAAUCAUACCCUUACAUGUAUUCUAUUGAAACUAUUGGCACAUUCUGACAUAAAUGUGCGACGGAAAGCUUACUCGCAUCUUCACCAAUUGGUUUUGGAGCAUCUUGGUGUACGAAAUCUCUCUCAUCACUCUCCUGCAGAAUCACUUGCAUUUUUGCUGUUUAAUACUCCCUUAUUGCUUGAAAUUACUACUCAUGGAAUAUCUUGUGAAGAUGAUUUGGUUCAAAGUUGUGCUGAGGAUAUUAUGUUACAUGCCUUAAAGGGCAAAUUUGUUCUGGGUUCAGGGUAUUGGGCUCAGUUUUUAUCCUCUUUAGAACCUGUGCUACCACUCUUGCAGUGUUGGUCAAGUAAACCUUCAUCACUAGGACGUUCAAUUAUCACAAUGCUAAAUCCUGAUGUCGGCAGUCAAAUGAGUCUUGGAGCUGCUGAGCUCUUGAAAGGGAAUUUACGUCUUAUGUUUUCAAAAGAUGAAUUUGUUAGGGGAGAAGCCCUCUCAAGAUUAAUAUGGCUUUUGACAAAAGAAGAGGAUGCAUUUGAAAAGCUACCACACAUAGCUACACUUCACAACUGUGUUACAAAUCAUGUAUGCCUUGUUGAAAACCCGGUUGAUAUACUUAGUAAUAUUCCAGAUCAACCAUUUUACCAGGAAAGCAGCUUAAUUCAAGUCAUGGAAAUCAUUGAGUCUAGUGGACUAGAUCCUAGAAUGCUUAUAUCUGCCCUCACACAAAUUGCUGCCAUAGUGGAGGAUCCUAGGCACCAUGAAACAUUCCUUUCACGAGCUGGUUUAAGUUUGUCAGUUGAUUUUUUGCAUGCAGCUCUGCUGGAGAAAAGAUAUGACGUAUAUCCUGAAGUGGCAGUGCCUAUUAUUAGUAUCUUAAAAAGUAUAAGUCUUCAUCAUUCUAUUUCAAGACAUCAGCUUUCAAAAAACAUAAACAUUUUUUAUGGUAUUGUACGAGGACUCUUAAUGUUCCCAUCUGACAAAAAUUUGCAUGUUAAUGCUUCUCAACUCUUGGCUGUCCUCCUGUACAAUGAUGUGGUCAUAUCUGCAUCGCCGCAUGCUCUGGUCGAUGGCUUUGUUGUUCGAGGUUUAUCUAUACCACAUAUAAUUGGUUUAAAGAUGAAUCUUCCUUUUGUUUUCUCAAAACAUUGGAAAACAAGCCAUUACACUGAACCACUCAUGACCGAUAUCUUAAUGCAUCAGAAAGAAUCAAAAACUUUCUUAGCUACUGUUUGGAACCUAAGUUACUUCAAGGAAAAAGAAUCUCCACUUUUUUGGCAAAUUGGAAUGAAACUCUCCAAACCAAUAUUGGAUGCUCAAAAACAAAUGUCUUCGUCUUUGUUACUAAAUGAAAGAAAUUUACUCACUUUACAAGCCUCUGCUAUGUUCAAUUUGUGCCAGAAACAGUUACUAAACAUUCAAGAUGCUGCUACACACUCAGAAGUAGCAAAGUCCUUAGAUGUAUUGAAAAGCAUUUUGUCUCUUUAUUGGAUAUUAAAGAAGAAUAAUUAUCUGGAAGAGCAAUCAUCUUCUGACACACUGCAUUUUAAGCAGUCAUAUAAAAAUUUACCCUGGCGCCAUACAUUUCGGCGCUUUCUAAUGGCCGCUCCUGCAAGUGUAGAUGAUCAGAAUUUAUUGGUGCUAAUUCUGCGAUUUUUGAGGAAACAUGUGUCCUCACUAUACGACUUAGGUUUUCAUUUUAAAGAUGGACGUUGGUUAUCAAAACAACUGCAACACCCAUCUCAACCCCUACCAAACAUGUUCCAUACUGUUGCUCACACUGGCUAUGCUGGAGAUAAUGAAAUGCCUCAGGAACUUGAACAUUUACCCAAAUGGAAAGAACUUUGCAAAGAACUAUUAAAUGUUGUCAAGGAAUGUGCAGAUUUUGAGCAGCACUUUUCAAUAAAGAAAGAUUCUUCCAUUAAAAUAUCAGCAAACAAUCCUUUUAAUUCCGAUAACAAUAAGGAAAAUGAAGGGGAGAAGAAAAAGAACACUCAUAACAAAACAAAACAGAAACCAGAAAUCAACCGCAAAGCAAGUUGCGAAACUGAACUGGAACAAGCUGAUGUCUGGGUUGGAGAGGUGUUAUCCAGUAGCACUGAUAAAGCAAUCCUCAGUCAUGACACAAACUGGGCACAUCUUAUCCAGAAUAUUGUGAAUUGUUUAAAAUCUAGUGACACCCAACAUUUUUACAAUCUGGCUUACUUAGACUGGCUGUUAUGGACCAUUACACAUUUGACGAGCAGACAAGAUUGGAGCAUUGCAAUGUCAGGAGCUCAGUUAAGAACUUUGUUUUCUGAACUUUUGAGUGUUUUAUUGGAGUUAGUUCAAGCUUUCCAUAUAGAAUGUGGAAAAGGUGGAAGCUCUUACAUGGGUCUGAGUAUUACUCGAGCUGCUAUUCUUUGUCUUAACCAUUUACUGGAUGAGAUGAAAAGGCAUAAAGAAAUAAAGUGGGAGGACUUUUUGCAGACAACUACUACAAGAAUGUGCAGUACAGCUAUCACUAUUCCUUGGUUGCCCUCUUUAUUUCAAAGUCGAGAAAUAAUUGUACGAGCAGCAGCAUUGCAAUUUGCUGCAGGAAUUGCAACUUCUGCCCAGGGCCAAGAACAUCUUAAAAAUUUAUUCAUGGGGUCUUCCGAUAUUUGGAUGACACCGUUAUGUAUUCUUCUAGAUCACAGUGAAGCCAGUAUUGUUCGUGAGCAAGCUGCUUAUUUAUUGUCAAACCUUGUGCAAUGCAGAACAUGGAGCGGAGACUGGGGUGCUGGAGAAAGUUGUAAUUUAGAUAUCCUGUUCCAACGGCUAUCUGAGAAUGGCUUUCUACAAGAGAUAUGUGUUAUCCUUGACUGUCUAUCUCUUGCCACUUCCUGGGAGCCAAACAGACAUUUUUCUGGAGAUGUUGGAGUUGGAUUAAUGCAUUGGAAAGUUCCAGAAUCAACCAAAGGGGAAACAAAUUUUUCUCACCUGCCCUCAGAUCAAUGCAUUUUAAUACCAAGAAGUAAUGGAUCUGAGCAAGAAGCUGUUGGAGCUCCAUGUACUCCAUCUUUCAUCGGCAGUCUUUGCAAAUUUCUUGAUUCCGUUAUGGGUAUUAGUGACAAAAUUCUCCAUAGUUUCUCAAAAGAAGGUUUUUCCAGUCAUCUUAUCAGGUGCAUUAACUCUGUUCCUCCCAUGGAUUCACAAAAUCAGAGGGCAUUACAGCUUUACUGUGACACAUUACGAAUGUAUGCCAGCAUAUGUUGCUUAGUGAGCCGCUGCAUUUCUUGCGAUGUGGGGAACUGUCAAUAUAUACAUCAGCAGCCACAAACGUACCAUAAACUUUUACUUUUACUUGAUCCAUCAUUGUUUUCUGUCGAGUCUUUAGCGUUGCAAACUCUACGUGAUGAGCUGUGGACUGAGAUUCUAUGGCUUAUAUCAGAGCUUCAAACCAUUUCUGCUGGUGACAACUCUUGUCAUGAAGAGAACGGUCACUCUGUACUUCAUUCGCUCCUCAUUAGGUCGCGGGGAGAGCCUCUUGCCAGUGUUCUGGCGAUCGCUCUUUCAGGCUCAAUGCACACAAAUUUACAAAGUGCCGCACUCGGCUGUUUGCAAUCUCUAUUGAGCCACCCUGCCAGUGCAUUUGGGCAACCGUUUGCAGUUUUAUUAGAUGAUGUAAAUGCUGAUUUCAAUUCAUCUCUUGUUGCUGCAAAAGAGACUAAUAUGGAAGAUUCGAUUGGUGCCUUGCUUUGCCAUUCUCUCUUGGCACUGUAUGAUGUACAUAGUUUUCAGAUUGGAUCUGUUGACCAAUUUUAUAAAGGGACUUCAGAUUGGCAAACACAUCGAAAUUCUGUUGCGGGUGCUCUCUCAUCUGUGUUGGAAACAUCAGCUAGUGCGAAAGCAAUGGCAUUAAAACAAGGAUUGGUUGAGCUUCUUUGUGCUCAACUGGGAGCAAUCCAGAAUUAUCUUAUUCAAGAACCUGGAGAGACAAUGAAGCGACUUGCAACUAAAAGAAAGGUUUGUCCUAUAUUACAAGAUUUGGAUCUUCUUAUAGGACUUUUAAAUAGUAUUUCAUUACAAAAUACAAAGGCUAAAGAGUUGGCAUCAGAUAUUGGAGUAACAGAUUCCAUUCACAAAAUCUGGACAUGGUGCCAAGCACAACAUUAUCUUUUACUUUCGGUUUUGAGAUUUUUAGCAACCCUCACAUCUGGUUGCCCAUCAGCCUCUCAUUCACUGGUAUUAACAUCCUCUGUGCCUGGUUUAGGCCUAAGGCGAACACCAUCAUCUCAGAGUCUUUUACAUGCUUUAAUAAGCCUUUUUCUACAAGAAACUGAACUUGCCACAUCAAACCACAAUUUGAGUGUGUUGACUACUGUCAGUGGUAUACUUUGCAAUGCAUGUCAUGUGCCAGAAUGUCGCACCAUCAUGACAAAGGGGUGUCUUAUGCGUGGAAUUCAUAAUCUCCACUCCAGUCUUUCAAAGAAAAAUAGGCAAAAGAGGCAUGUUGAAACCAUUUGGCUCAGCCUGCUGGUCCAGCUUUCUGCCUACCAAGAAGGUCAAGUUGUUAUCCCAAAGGUUCCAGAUUUUUUUGAGUAUCUCUUGAACUUAUCUGAAAGUCAAAAUAAGAAUAAUAAGUUAGCUCUACAAAUUCUUCGCAACAUAUCUUUUAGUCUUAUAAAUCGUCCACGGAUGCUUAGCUCAGGUGUGUUUGUCCAUCUUUUAAACAAAAAGCUGCGAGAUGGAGAUACUGAUGAGCAAGUGGCUGCUGCAGCUGCUCUUUGGGCCUUAACCGCCAACAAUCAGAAAGGAAAACUAACAGCAAAGUGUGCUGGAGCUGAUGUGCAAAUUCUGGAUUCCUUGCGGAAACUUGCUGUUUGCCACAAACCAGGUGCUGACUUUGUUGCCCAAUUGCUGAAUUGCGUCUUGAAGGUUUUGCGCCAUGAGCCACGAAGUUCAUUAUCCUGAAAUCUGUUAUUAUGAGAACUAUCUAGCCACAUAGCUGAGUGGUAGUUACUUCUGUAAUUGCAGCUCAAUUUACAAAAGUUGUAAAGAGUGAGCAGUUCUUGAAACACUGAAUUUUCUGCUAGUUAGUACUACUGGUUAAAAUGAAUUUACAGUACAGUAUUGUGUUAGUCUCAGAUGUGUUGCCAGAGCUCUUGUGAUAUGCUGUGAUCAUUUAAUUCUUAGCAUAAGUCUAUUUAAAUGAACUGUAUUGAGUGUUAAUAGUUUAAGUUUCAAUUAAAUUGGUAUAACAAAACUUUA
This is a messenger RNA of Frankliniella occidentalis (western flower thrips), 7259 nucleotides long. Its product is annotated as rotatin. Gene Ontology annotation, biological process: centriole replication; ciliary basal body organization; centriole-centriole cohesion. Gene Ontology annotation, cellular component: ciliary basal body; centriole; centrosome. The record is from RefSeq and is a predicted model, not a curated record. The coding region runs from base 171 to 6962 and encodes 2263 amino acids. The transcript has 32 exons. Lineage: Eukaryota; Metazoa; Arthropoda; Insecta; Thysanoptera; Thripidae.